This is a messenger RNA of Xyrichtys novacula (pearly razorfish), 10922 nucleotides long. NCBI's taxonomy places the organism in Eukaryota, Metazoa, Chordata, Actinopteri, Labriformes, Labridae. The record is from the annotation of a GenBank genome assembly.
GUUGACGUAAGCGCGUUCGCAGCCUAGCAGCAGAAAAUACGGCGUAAACAAAGCGGAGAGCCACAGAUCUGCUAACACGAAGGAGCAAACGAAUAAUGAGAAAAUGACCAAUAUCAGCUGCAUUAACACCCGGUUCGGAUGAUAAACGUGCUCGGCUUUUGUUGAUAACAUGGUUACAGACUCGCGUAUUUGUCCUAACACUGAAACUAAGCGAGUUUUAAAGGGACCGUUACUGCAAGCUGCUUUAGCAUUAGAUAACCACAGAUAACGGGACUCGGAAUUUGCAUUUCUGUGAAUCAGGAGCUCCAAAAAACAGCCCGAGGAGACAACACAUGGUACGGUUUGUUGUAUUUGUUGUAUUCAGGCUACGUUGAGAAAUUUUCGCCGCUUUUGUGGACGUUGUGAUGAGUUAGCUCGCCAUGUAGCCCCCCCUGAGGAUCAGCUGUUGAUCAGAGCUGGUAGAGGUGGGACGAUCCUGGCUCCAUGACCACUUGAUCGCUGUCAUCUGCACCCACACUGCGAUGUUUAGCCUGAUGGCGAACUGCUGCAACUGGCUGAAACGAUGGCGAGAGCCUGCAAGGUACGUUUUAAAGCCCAAAUUCCUCUUUUUUCAUUGUUUUUCUAGUUUUCUUAGAUGCUCUGUAGCAGUGAUAUGGUUUUUCUCUGACAGGCACAAGUUGUUCAAACAGCCAAACCAGAUGAUAGACCAGACAAAGUGAAUACAUGUUUCUUUUUGAACCAGCACACACAGAAAAAUACAGGGAAAGCGCUCUGUUUCAGGGGCGUGUCCAGACUGUCUUGACUGGGGUGCCCACUGGGGCAGGGGUGGCAUAAGGGAUAUUUCCACUUAUAAACAAAAGCAUUGACUUAAGGUCCUUACACACCGGGAAUGACGCUAAUAUAUACGACGCGAAAUUACGAAAUAUUCUGAGGCGAAUUUUGACAUUACAUGUUAAGUGCGGGGAAAGUCCCGCCUCCUUCGCCUCUGUUUGGCUAGAAAAGCUGGAAACAUCAUCACCCGCUCAAGCCAGACGGUCAGCACUUAUAGCCAAUCAGAGGCGAUAAGAUAAGCACAUGAAACUAUGGUAACAUCCGUUAGCUUGCGUGAGCCUAGAUGAAAGUUAAAACAAAGACGUUUAGCAAACUUUGAAAGCACACAAACCAUCGUCAUAUGAGAAAUCCGAUGCUAUGUUGUCCUUCAGGUCUUUAUCUUUGUAAUGUUUAUGUUUUUUUUUAAUCAAAAAUCACUCUGUUCUCCGACAUGUAAACAAUCUGCCGGUCGGCCAUGUUGGGUAUACCGGUGAAUCUGACGUCGCAAAAACACGAUUGGAGAUUUUAGAAAAAUCGACCGUGAUCUGAAAAAAUAAAUUCCACAAUAUCGCAGGACGGGAAAAUGUCGCUGAUGUGAAUGCUUGUUUUGACAGGAUACAGGUUAAAAAAAAAUAUUGACGUCUGAAAUAAUCACACGAAAAAAAUGCUUCCAGUGUGUAAGGACCUUUACCCUUUCUGUCACCAGCUAACAUGUUUACUCUAAUAUUAACAUAUUUGCUACAACCACAAACAUGAAACCAUCAUGUAAAUUGUUAAAUUGCUGAAUGCUAUGUCACUCUUUAUCUUAAAAACAUGUUCAUGGCUUCAUUGACACCUGUUAGUCAACUCUGCUGUGGCACUAAAAAUACAAAUCUAUUUGACCACUUUUUUGGAUGUGAUUUUGAGUCCAUGCUGCAACUUCCACUCCAGAGCCAUGCUUGUUUUUGAAUGCAGAGCCACGUAACAGCCUUUUGAACAGAGAUUUCUACAUAUUCUCUGAAUCCUAUGAUGAUAUUUAGCACUGUAGAUGAUAAAAUCCUCUAAAUAGGUAAAGAGGUAAAGAUUGGAAGAGAUUCAUCACUUCGUGAGAGACUGCGUGAGAUGGACAAUUUUUGGAUCAUGUUUCCAAGCUUCAAUUGCAAAUACACACGGGGACAAAAUUGUUGGCACCUUUCGGUUAAUGGAAGAAAAACUCACAAAGGUCACGGAAAUAACUUGAAUCUGACAAAAGUAAUAAUAAAUAACAAUUUUAUUUAAAUGCGACAUUGAUUUUAAACCGUGGUUCAACAGAAUUAUUUUAAAAAUGAACUUAUUAAACAGGUCUGGACAAACAUGAUGGUACCCCUAGAAAAGACUGAAAAUAAUGUGACCAAAGGGACGUGUUAAUUCAAGGUGUCUCCACUCAUUAACAUCACAGGUGUCUAUCUUGUAGAGCAAUGCAUUGCUGGCAGAAGUCUCAUUGACAGUGACAGGAAUCCUUUGACUGCAGUAAUCGCCUCAAAAGGUUGUGCAACAAAAUAUUAAGUUAAGGGUACCAUCAUUUUUGUCCAGGCCUGUUUAAUGAGUUUAUUUUUAAAAAUAAUUCUGUUUAACAUGGUUGAAAAGCAAUGUCUGACUUUCAUUUGUUAAUUUUCAUAGAAUUUUUAUUUAUCAUUACUUUUGUCUGAUUCAAGAAAUUUCUGUGACCAUUGUGAGUUUUUCUUCCAUUAACCGAGGGGUAUCAACAAUUUUGUCCACGUGUGUAUUUGCAAUUGAAGCUUGGAAACAUGAUCCAGAACUUGUCAAUCUCACACAGUCUCUCACAAAGUGAUGAACCUCUUCCAAACUUGACCUCGAAGAGACCCAGCCUCCAUUAACUCCUUUUUUAUUCCCAAUCAUGUUAAAAAUGUAUUAUAAAUAAACCUGAUUUGUUCGGAAAUGCUCCUCCAGGUGAUUUUCUUUAGCAUGUAAAAACUUUUUUGCUCUUUUAUUUUGUCCCUAUCACAGUUUUUGGAUGAAUUGCUGGCAUGAAAUUCUAAAUGAGCUUACGCUUUUCAUAAAUUUUUCUUAAUUUCAAUGUUAACAUACAUUGUCUUUAACUUUGUUUCACUUAAAUUUAGGCUUUAAAACCAUCACAUUUUGUCUUAUUAAAAAUAAACACUUUUUUUUGUCCAACCCACAGCCAUAAAAUCCAACUUGUCUUCAUUUAUUGUGAUAAAUUAACAGAAAAACUCUCAUUUAAGACACCAGAACCACCAAACUUUGACAUUUUGGCUCGAAAAAGACUGAAAACACUUUAAUAUUGUCAGAAAAAACUGGCUGUUAAUGGGGUUUGAUGGCGUUUUAUUAGAGUUAAGUGAUCCUUUUGGGUAUGACUUGGAUGAUAAACUGAUACUGGUGUUUACAGAGCUAUCAUAAGCACACAGUGUUACUUAACUUAGCGUCCAUUAGGCUCACUUAUAGAGCAGAUAAAACACUACAGGUGUAAAACAGCAGGCCGAGCAAAACGCCAGGAUGAGCCCUGACACCACGUGGUGCAUUCGAGGCACCUGAUCCUCUGGACUUAGUCUGAAAUCCUCGCCUAAUCCCACAUCCAGGUCUGUUCAGUGGGUCUCUUUGUUGCAGCGUGUUGCUGUGAGGGGUUUGUAGCGGCGUGGAUGGAGGGUUAUGGGUUAGCAGAGAGAAGAAGGCGAGCUCUUUGGCUCGGUGGAGGCGGACAUUGAGCGAUGAAGGCCAGCUGGCUCCAGAGGACGGUUAGAUGGAUAGUGCGGUUCAUGUCUUUCCGGCGCAGGUUUCAAAGUUAAGUAUGAGACAAAGACGGGGCGUGUUUAUAUGUACGCUUAAGCUGUUAUUUCUCUUCCCCUGUGGAUGUAGGUCUUUAUUUUGGUUCUGGUUGAAGUUUUUAUGCAAAAUCAUGAUGCAAACCUGUAGAUUUGUGAGAUUUCUGUUGAAAUUACAGUAUAAAAGCUGAUAAAACGUGUCUGAAAAGUGCUUCAAUGAGCCUUUACAGUUUUUUGAUAUGUCUUUAAUUGAGUUCUUCGCAUUAGUAAGAUGCCUAAUGUGUCUAGACCGUUAAGCAUAUUAAGCAUGUUGCGUGUAAAAGUCUGCCAGAUUACCGUCCAGGUGUUGGCAGAUGAAACUCUUCUCCAGGUCGCUCAAUCUGCUUCAGACGUUGCAUGUUUUUAUUUGCAGUUUGUCAUUUUUCAAACAUAAUUCUCAAACUUUAAGGUCUCAAAUGAAAAGAUAACUCUAGAUUGAUGGCCUCAUAUUAUUCAAAAAGAUCUCAGGACUCAAAGAGCUUUGUUUUGCUUCGUCCGGUUCUGUUUGUCUCAGUCCCCCCGUCUCCUCCUGCUCACUCACUCAUUGUAGAGAGACUAUAAAUUGGCUUAUCUGUGCCCCCAGAUGGUAAUGAGAGCUAAUGCUAAUGCUAACUAGAAAGGCAAUCGGAGACCGCAGACCUCCGCCAAGCAGCUCAUGUCCCCCCUUAAACAAGAAAUGCCCUGACUGGGAUUCAAACCCAGGACCUUCUGGUUGUGAGGCGACAGUGCUAACCACUACACCACUGUACCGCCUAUCUACACCACUGUGCCGCCCAUUGGUUAUCUUUCAGCAUUGAAAAUUCCAACGACACCCUUAUUUUUGUGUGUUCUGGAUCACAGUAUCCAAUCCGUCUGUAACUUUCUCCGUAAAGUUGCUAACAGACAAACAAACCAACGCUACCGAAAACAUAACCUCCUUGGCGGAGGUAAUAAACGCCACAGACUGAAUCACACCCUGCUCCCCGUGCGUUGACGUUCUUCCUCUCUAUUUUUCUCGCCUCACAGGAAGGUGACUCUGGUCAUGGUGGGUCUGGACAACGCAGGGAAGACGGCCACAGUGCGGGGAAUCCAAGGAGGUAUGAAGCGCACAUUUUAGUUGAAUUCCCCCUUUUGUUUGUUUACCGAGACAAAGUAUCCCAGCUUUUUCAGAAUUCAGAGGAUAACAACAUGCGAUGUCCAUCCCUGUCACAGACAAUCCCCAGGAUGUGGCUCCCACAGUGGGCUUCUCCAAAGUGGACCUAAAGCAGGGCAAGUUCGAGGUGACCAUCUUCGACCUGGGCGGCGGGAAGAGGAUACGAGGCAUCUGGAAGAACUACUACUCUGAAUCGCACGGCGUGGUGUUUGUGGUGGACUCGAGCGACGUCCAGAGGAUCCAGGAGACGCGGGAGACGAUGGCCGAGGUCCUGCAGCACCCGCGCAUUGCAGGGAAACCCGUGCUUGUGUGAGUACUCUUACGACCAAAAGAUAAAACUGGGGCCACAUUCUCUGUGUUCGUUUUGCUGGCAUGCCACCAAGCUGAGGCCGUGUCUUUGCAGGUAUUUGGCAGCUGUCAGAACCGGCCCGUACAUGCCACAGUGUCAUGUUUUCCCCUCGCGGUCUCCAGGCAGCAGAAUACUGUCUCUUCUCUGUUUCUGGGUUCAGGAUGUGUUGUUGACAUCCACAAACACUAAAACAGGAUACCGGGGUCCAUACAGACUUGUAUUCUUCGGGCUUUUGUGAAGGCGAGGGGAGGAACCUGCCUGGCCUUUCAGUGCGCGGCUGGCAAGUCUUGGUCCAAUUUGUUGAAGUCUACGUGCGCCGCAGGCUGAUUCCUGGAGGCAUCUGCCUGUUUAGUAAUCGGGACAGAAAGCACACGUUGAUGCAGGGGGAGUUUAAAGUGUUUCGGCAGCGUUCUAAUCAAAAAUCCAUAAUCAGACUGCGAUCGCAUCUCCAUAAGAUUUCCAUAAGAUUUUCAGCUGAUCUAACUCUGCGCCGUGCAGAAAUUGAGUCCCAUAACCGCCCUUGAAAUUACCAAAGCUUCUCCUCCUCUAGAACUUGUUUAGUUCAGUGAGAGGAGAAAGGUUGCAAACUUUCUUUUCUUACCCACAUCAGCAGGAUCUUGAUUCUUGUUUCUUUGCUGCUUUCAGUCUUGCCAACAAACAGGACCAGGAGGGAGCGCUGGCCGAAGCAGACAUCAUCGAGAACCUGUCGCUGGAGAAGCUUGUUAACGAGAACAAGUGUCUGUGUCAGAUCGUAAGUGUUUGUGCACCUGUUGUGGGACGCCAGCAGAAUGACAUUAAGAGCAUUUGGCUUUUUUUAACUGCAGUUUCACCCACAUACAGGCAGAGAAAGUGGAGCUCUCGCUUUGUUUUAACCCACUUGAAAGCUUCAGUUUAAUCCGAAUUCAUCUGCGCCGUUUCUUUAAAUCUCACGUCGUGUUUUCCUGCCUCAGGAGCCGUGCUCUGCUGUUCUCGGCUACGGCAAAAAGGUCGACAAGUCCAUCAAGAAGGGCCUGAAGUGGCUCCUCAACAAUAUUGCCAAAGACUACGAGGCCAUUACGGAGCGCGUGCAGAAGGACACGGCUGAGCAGCGGGCUCUGGAGGAGCAGGACAAGAAGGAGAGGGCGGAGAGGGUGCGGAGGAUACGAGAGGAGAGGUGAGGGUGGGAAGGGGAAAGGUAACGAAGGAAGAGAGUCAAAUCAAAAAUGAAGCUGCGAUAAAUCCGAACCUUGGAUGAGUUUUUCUGGACGGCCUGGAAAGGUUAACACCUCGUUUUGUCUGCAGAGAACGUCUGGAGCGAGAGGAAGCAGAACGCGAGGGCAGGCCGAUCCAGGAAGAGGAGCCUGACGACGUGGACAUGCCCAGCCCCUUUCAGCCAAUCAGCAACGCCAUUUGCCAGGUGUGCGACCCGUUUAAAGGAGCUUUAAAAGACCUGUUUUUGGCGGCGAAGGUAUAUUCAACUUUUGUUCUUGUUGCUCGUAGAAUGAGGACAGAGAGAAAGAGAGGAAGAGGCAGAAAGAGCUGCAGGAGGCACGUAGCAACAACCUGCAGAUGGCCGUAGACGGAUGUGAGGAGGAGGAGUGCGAGGACGAGAAUGAAGAACCGGACGACACGAGGCAAACGGCGGAAAACGGCAGCUCGGGUGAGUCAAAGAACCUUGAAACCUUGUUGGUAUUUCCAUUUCCAUCAGAAUAAGACAUAAAUUCUGGUGUAUAUUUGCUCUGUAGAUGCAGUAACAGCCCAUCGUUUUCACUUGUUUGAAGAAGCUCCUCUUGCAGCUUUGCACCACAUGAGGAAACAAGUCUGAGCUUGUAGAUAAACAGGAAAGCAGAAUAUUAAACUUGUUCCCCUCCUCUGAAAGUAAAUGAUGAAAUAAACUCUCCCAAACUGCUGCAAAUAUUUGAUUUCCAGAGUUUAAAGAGCCUCGUUUGGAUCCUCUGUUUAUCCCGUAGCUCAGACUGCUGAACCAGCCUGAUCACAACAAUGCGAGGACGCUGUGUAACACGCUGAUCGUGACGGAUUUGGAUUGUUUGCGGAUCACUUACACCUCUUAUAACACUGGGGAUAAAAUCUUGGAAAUGCUCUUGUUUUAUGAGCGACAUAUCGCAUGAAAAACAGACAUGACUCUGUAGUAGAAGUCACCGCAUGCGAAGAAACAUUAUGCCAACCCUGCAAAUCCUGAGUCACGCGUCCCUCUAUGCUUACAGCCACGACAGGAGAGCAGGACAAGAAGAAGACGAGGAAACUGCACCUGAAGAGGAAGCACCGAGUGGAUCCUCUGAGGACGGAGGACGGGCCGACGGAGAGCCCCACCCCUCCUCCACCUCCUCCUCCAGGUCAGUUAAAAGGUCACUUAAAGAUCCUAAUGCCGACACAAGAUGAAGUAGAAAAGCACUCGGAGAGCGCAGACCUCCGCCAAGCAGCUCAUGUCCCCCCUUAGACAAGAAAUACCCAGACCGGGAUUCAAACCCAGGACCUUCUGGUUGUGAGGUGACAGUGCUAACCACUACACCACUGUGCCGCCCAUUGGUUAUCUUUCAGCAUUGAAAAUUCCAAUGACACCCUUAUUUUUGUGUGUUCUGGAUCACAGUAUCCAGAAUUUUGUCCGGAUCACCACCAAAAUGUAACGGGAUCCUCCUGGGGCUGAGACGCACCUCUGGUGAAAAUUUCAGGUCAAUCCGUCUGUAACUUUCUCCGUAAAGUUGAUAACAGACAAACAAACAAACAAACCAACGUUACCGAAAACAUAACCUCCUUGGCGGAGGUAAUUAGACAAUAUAUUAGGUAUCAGUUUGUCCACAGGGAGGUGCCAAAAUCAACACAGAACAGAACAUUUCUCACAGGAGCUUUAAUGAAAAAAGUAUUUGGCCUGUAAAAAGGUGAGGGUUGUCUUAUAUUCGAGGCCAAUAAAGGAUUAAAGCUCCUGUGAAAUGAACGGUAAUGCUGCUGUAUGACCCAAUAUAACAACAAAAAAGGCAUCAGUAGCGAGAUUGAUGUAUGGUGGUUUAACAUGUCUGUAACGACUCCUGCAGUUGAGGUGUCAACUGGUAUCUCACUCAAAUGGACUUUGUUUACAUUUUUAUCAGGUACUGGUAUCAUCAGGAGGUACUGUUUGUUUACAAGCAGCUCCAAAAUCAAAUCAAGCCUAAAACCCCUUACUGUAGCUUUAAUCAAUGUUUUAUUUUGUCUUGCAGCGUCUUAUUUGGAGAGCAGGUCUUUCUCCUUGUUGCGUUUUCAACAUGUUUUCUGUCUCUGUGUGGUCUUUUUAGUGGGAUGGGCCACACCCAAAGUUUCUAGGCUGCCAAAACUCGAGCCGCUGGGAGACUCGAGACACUCUGGUAAAGAUGCAUGUGCCGUCCUGUCGUUCGCCAUCUCUCACUUCCAAUCGCUGUUUCAUUAAAGCCAUAUUUGUCUCUCAUUAACCCGGUCUUUUUGUGGACUGACUGUCACGGCUCUAAAUCAGUGUUCCCUCUACACAGGUAGAGCUUCUUUAUUCGUGUGGAAGUACGAAUAGCAGCGCUACAUGAGUGUUAUUCCACAGCUCUGGUGUGCUGUUGCAGAGGGAACACUGAACUCUGUCUGCCUUCAGAUGUGUGUCGACUGUUAAUUAGCCCACCCGACCCCCCGUCUCUGCCUCUCUCCUCCUGCGUCUCACCAGGAAAAUGCUUGAAUGUUUGGAUCCUUCAUGGUGGCAGACAUCUUAAUCAACUCCGAGGCUUGUCUUUGUUUCCAUCCCCGGUCUACUCACUCCAUCUUUAACAUCAUUUUCUCUUCCUGUCCGCAUCCCACCCUCAUCUGUUUUGAUUCCAGGUUUCAUUGGUUGUAGCUCGCUAACCCGGUCUUUUCCCCCCUUCCGCAGAAUUUUACAAGAAGCCUCUGCCGCCCGUCGCGAACAGGCCGCGGCCAAAUGGCGACACUCAUGACGUCAUUUUUUAACCUUCUUAUACUUGAGAGUGAGCUCCUCCAAUCAUCCUGUUUUUGCUUUCUGUCUCAAGUGAGCGGAGUGUAGACAGCCAAACCGCACUGAGAGACACUUCAUGCGGAGAAAACAGCCGACUGUCGGGAGCUCGUGAGUGCUGAAACACUACAGACGCAGAGCAUCGUGGGAAAUGCAGUCCUGCUCUGAGACUGUUUAAAAAAAAAAGGACACAAUCCAGCGUGAAACUUCGGACCUGUCUGAACUGAUCCAGUAUCGGGUUCUGAUUUUUCGCCUCUCUGAGCACAUUUUGUGCCGAACUGUUGACUGAAACACUAUUUUUUAAUUUUUACUGUAAAUAUCAGUGUUACACUUUGAUGACGCCAUCUGAAGAGCUUUUAGUAGGACAGAAUCUGCAACACAAAGUUCCAAAAAAACUGGACACGGUGUGAAAUGUUGAUAAAAACUGGUUUUUAAUGUUUGUAAAUCAUUUAAACCUGUAAUUUAUUGGAAAAAAGAGACGAUUCUGGAGAUUUUUAGUCUCCUUUGUUGCGUUUUUUUUUUUUUUUUGUCAGGCCAGGUAAAUAUUAAGAUUUUUUUUGCAUGGUCCAGUUUGAACCUGCAACAAACUUUGUUCACAUACAGUGGAUUUUAGAGGUGAUUUUAAGCUCAUUCCACUACAGAGUCUUGACUGUUUUUAAUGUAAUAUGAAUCUUUUCAUGAUAUUUUGUACUAUAGACGGUAAAUCCCCUAAUUUUUCUUUAAUUUUACUCUAAGAAACUCUCAUCUCUUCUCCAUUUUUGUUUAUAUCAGGGAUUCUGAUCAUUUGGAAACCAUUAAUUUCUGUUUUUAUCAACAUUUCACAAAGUUUCCAGCUAUUUUGAAACUGAGGUUGUAAAUUUGUCCAUUAUUCAAAUGGAUUUGUACACACGCAGCCAUUAAAAACAAUUUUCUUUCAUUCUUAAAUCUUUAUCUCUGUCAGAAAAGGUGUAAAUGACCCCAAAUAGGAGCUUGAAUGUAAGUCUGGAGGUAAAUUAGAGCCGAAAGUGGCUUUUUCACAGCUGAGUGCUUUAACUUUUGAUCUUUCACACUAAAGGUGAGUCACAACUCGCAGGUGGAGGUUGGGGGACUCGCCCCUCCAGGUGCAUUGUGGGUGUAAUUUGUCGUUCGGUGCAUGGAAAAGUGUUCUACUACAUCAUGAUUGUUAAUUGGUCUGUUCUAGUCAUGAAUGUCUCGACAUUUCGAUGUAAUUCUGUAACGUUUCAAGCCAAGAAGAGGAAAACCUGUCCUUUCUGUACCUUCGCCAGCAGCAGCAGCAUCUUGUCUUUUUAUUUAUUAUCAAAAAUUGUAAAUGCAUAAAAAUAUAUUUGUCUACAGGGCUACAGAUUUUUAUACGCAUUCUGCUGUUUACACUGUGUAUGUGUUUUUAAAGUGAUAUUUCUCCCGAGGCGGGAAUCAGCCUCAGACUCGCUGCCUCUCAGGCGGCCCCCGAGGUCUGAGCCAGCACUGUUAUUAUACCAGCUUCCCUGGCUUUCUCUGCACCCAGCUUCACUGUAAAAAUAGCUGAAAACAGCUAAAAGUUCAACUCCAGAUGCACGAAACCAAAUUUAGUGGGGAAGAAAAGCCAAAUUGGAAGACUCCAUCCUCCCAAUUAAGAGCUGGAAAAGUUGGCAGUAGGGGUGGCGAGGGAGGAGGGAGUUUGACUACAUCGGCACCUGGAACAGCUAAUAAUGAGUCGGAACACAUGAGAGUAUGUGUAGCAAAAGCAAGCGUGUGGAAUAUCACUCUGAAAUUACAAUAUUAUACUCUAUAUCUACACUACAGCACUGACUCUUCUACAGAAGCUCAAUGUUUGAACAGAAUAUUUUUUUACCCUGUUUGAAUUUUGUAACAUCACAAUAAAAGAUGUUUCGGAUAUAA